Molecule: messenger RNA, 2253 nt
Organism: Oldenlandia corymbosa var. corymbosa
Lineage: Eukaryota; Viridiplantae; Streptophyta; Magnoliopsida; Gentianales; Rubiaceae
Source: the annotation of a GenBank genome assembly
CGAGGAGGUUGAGGUUGCCUAAAAAAUCGUAUUAAAAAAAAAUGUUCAGAUCAAGAUAAAAAUCAAAAUCAAAAUCACAAUCGAUAUAGGCCAAGUCCUUUUGGCUUAGAAGGCCAAGCCACCCAAACACCUACCAUCUACAUUGCAUGAACAAAAUCAAGUCACGUUAAUUACAUCCCUGAAACCGUGACGAAGAAAUGGCGAAUUACCAGCAGAAAAGAAGCAAUGCAUUAUAACAACUACAAUUCCUGCAUCAUCAUCCACUUAGAAAACUCAACUACUACCUAACCUCCUCUUUAGCAGCCAUAUUCCAGAUUCACGAACAAAUGGCCAGUGUAUAUAUAUAAGGCCUCCAGGGGAAGUGACCAGUGAACUGCUAGGUUUCACCACAAACACACAGAAUCCCCACAUAUUAUGAUGGCUAUCAUAUGGUAUGCCCCUCUUUUGUUUCUGAUUGUCUAUUUACUUCUCCUAUGCCACCAAUACUUUAGAGGAACAACAAAGAAAACCUCAAUUCCAUUAAACUGGCCAAUUUUUGGCAUGUUUCCUAGUCUAUUCUUAAAUGAACAUAGAAUUCAUGAUUAUGUAACCGAUGCAUUACGAGGGUGUGGAUACACUUUCGUAUUCAAAGGUCCUUGGCUAUCCAGUGUCAAUUUGCUGAUCACUUGUGAUCCUGCUAAUAUACACUACAUGUUGAGCAAAAACUUCUCUAACUUUCAAAAGGGUCCAGAGUUCAAAGUGAUUUUUGAUAUUUUAGGGGAAGGGAUUUUCAACGCUGAAGCAGAAUCCUGGGAAAACCAAAGGAAAGCUCUGAUGCCGCUAGUUAAUCAACAUGAAUUUUACAAGUUUACCGGGUCGACUACCUGGAACAAAUUGGAGAAAGGGCUGAUUCCAAUACUGGAGCAUGCAGCUGAGACAGGAAUGGAGAUUGACUUGCAAGAGCUGUUGGAGAAGUUUACCUUUGAUACCUCUUGCAUUAUGGCAUUGGGUCAUGACCCUGCUUCUCUUGGAACCGACCUGCCAGAAAAUGAAUAUGUGAAAGCCUUUGUUGAUGCUGAAGAAGCCAUCUUUCACAGACAUAUGCUUCCAGCUUUUUACUGGAAGCUCCAAAGGUGGCUUCAAAUUGGCAAAGAGAAGAAGCUCACCAAGGCUAAAGUUAGCCUCAAUCAGUUUUUGGACACUUGCAUCGCAGUUAAGUCAGAAGAGUUGAAAGGUGGAAAUCAAACAGCCAGUUCCCAGGAGGAAGGAGGGGGCCUUGACUUGUUGACAAGGUACAUGAAGAAAUUAACCGGAUGCCAGAAAGAGAAUGGAUCAUCUGCUUUACUCUCUCAAAAGGUAUGGGCAGAUGCUUUACUCAAUUUGAUCUUUGCAGGUAAAGACACGAUAAGUGCAGGUCUUACUUGGUUCUUUUGGCUCCUUGCUACAAAUCCUGUGGAAGAAAAUAUGGUUUUACAGGAGUGUGUAACCAACUUACACGUGAAACAAGGAACAUGGGAGUUCUCCAACAUAGAGGAGAUUAAGAAUCUGGUACAUCUGCACGGUGCUUUAUGUGAGUCGCUUCGGCUCUUCCCUCCAGUUGCAAUGCAGCACAAAGCUCCAGCAAAGGUUGACAUUCUCCCAAGUGGCCAUCGCUUAAAUCCUAAUGCAAAGACAGUGUUAUCCUUUUAUUCAAUGGGAAGGAUGGAGAAAAUAUGGGGAACUGAUUGCUGUGAGUUCAAGCCACAGAGAUGGAUUUCAGAGCAUGGGGGUAUAAAACACGAACCAUCUUUCAAGUUUACAGCAUUCAAUGCAGGACCUAGGACCUGCUUGGGCAAGGACGUAUCUUUCAUCCAAAUGAAAAUUGUUGCUGCUGCGAUUAUCUGUCGUUUCCAGUUUCAGAUCUUACAAAGCAAUCGCAUUGCAACCAGUAAUUCUGUAAUACUUCACAUGAGACAUGGUCUGAAAGUCAAGGUUUCCAAACGGAAUGUUGGAAAGUUCGCAUAGUAUCAGAGUAGCAUCCAUAAAUUAGCAGGCUCUCAACCUGUGGAUCUCCUAUGAGCUAGACCCAAUAAGAAACUCGUGUAAAGUUACUCAUGCAGCAUUCCUUUUCAAAGUGAGCCUGUUCCAACAAUAUGAGCUAUUGAACCUCGCAAUUUUCAUUGUGUUCACAAACCAAAACCAAGAACAUCAAAACUUUCUAGAUCUGAAAAUAGUGAAAUGAUGAUUUCAUUUGCAUAUCAGAUCUCAGCAAUCAAACCGUAAUUUUUUGAACAA